This is a messenger RNA of Rhinichthys klamathensis goyatoka, 3438 nucleotides long. It is a transcript of the gene cdca4, whose product is annotated as cell division cycle associated 4. NCBI's taxonomy places the organism in Eukaryota, Metazoa, Chordata, Actinopteri, Cypriniformes, Leuciscidae. Gene Ontology annotation, molecular function: transcription regulator activity. Gene Ontology annotation, cellular component: nucleus. The transcript is spliced from 4 exons. The coding region runs from base 1221 to 2087 and encodes 288 amino acids. The record is from RefSeq and is a predicted model, not a curated record.
CUUGCUGCUUGCCGUAUGCUAUGCUCACUGCAAUCUGUGCUGGUGAGGCCGAAGGAGCUGCAGCUUUAGUAUUAAACCAGGCCUUCGAAACGCUUAUGACGCUCGCCACCAAAAAAACAAGAGGUAAGUCUUAGCCUACUUGGAUGUGCGAUUUAAAUAAAAUAUAUAUUAUGUAGUCGCGCCGCUUUAGAAGAUCUCGAUCCGCGAUGGUUAAAUGCGCGGUCGAUUUCGAAAAGCGGCAUGUUUGCGGAAGUGACCGUGCGGUCCAUGUUUAGCCGCCCCUGUUAUUUGCCUUUACAUGUCAUGUGUGUUUUCGAAGUAUAUAUUUCACUCUCAUGUGCAUUUUGUCGACACGGUAAACGUGUGGAAAAGUUGAAGAUGCUGUUUGGGUUGGCCGUAAACGAGGCGAAGUUGACUAGCCAGCGGACCCGUUUGAAAAAUCAAAAUGGCUUCCAUCUUUGUCGUCUCAGCAGAGAGGUUUAUACCUUUGUUUCCCCGUCUCGCAUGUCAGGGAGUCUUAGCGCACUUUUGACCACGUCAGUGCGGUGGGGGAGGGGAAGUGAGUCUGUCUGGGUGGAGCCUGUAUGAUACGUUCACUGUGGAUGAAUUACCCAUUGCCCCCUUCGCUUGCUGGGAUGUCACCCAUGCUUCAGGUAGGCAAACCACCAUGCCAUUAAUAUAUCUGGUUAACAAUGUGGUUAUGGGUUUAAAGUUCUUGUGUGUGAUCUUGGUAACUGUCAAGCAAAUCAUCUCCAUUAUGUUAAGUCAUCCCUCUUAACAUGAAAUGACUUUGCAAUUUAUGUGGUGGAUUUUUGUGUGUGCUUGCACUCAAUGAAUUUGUUGGUUUGCUUGUUUUGCAUAGAGUUUGAUGUGUAAAAUGUAACUCAUUACCAUUGUUUAGCUUUCGUCUUAUGUCUUCCCCACCUCUCACCUACCCACCAGUAUUUGACAAAAGUAGCUGAUCAGAGCUCCCUGUGCCCCCUCCCUUCUCCUCCCUACAUACAUACACACAUGCUCACAAACACUCAGUCGGUCAAGAGCUGGUGUGAUGACAGAUAAUGUGCUUUGUCAUGCUGGUUGGUGUCAUGUGUUUUUCCUAUACUGGAUGCAUGUUUGUUACUUUUAGGCUCCUGUAACCCUGGUUGGCUGGCCACGGAGACAGGGACUCCUCGUCUCAGUACUGUGGCUCUCCACAUUAGACUUUCUGUUUGGGGCUAAACAUGUUCUCCAAGGGCACCAAGCGUAAAUUUUCCGAUGGUGGUGAAGAGAUUUCCGAAGAAGGCCUGGUAGGUGCCAGGGUGGCAUCCUCAUACAGCUUGCAGCGGCAGUCGCUGCUGGACAUGUCCCUCAUUAAGCUGCAGUUAUGCCACAUGCUGGUGGAGCCCAACCUCUGCCGCUCGGUUCUCAUUGCCAACACGGUCAGGCAGAUUCAGGAGGAGAUGACCCAUGAUGGCAGCUGGCAUAUGGUCACUGAAGCAUUCUGCAAUGCAGGCCAGAGCCCCUCUGAGCGUUUGGUGGCCACUGAGGUCCUUUGCAGGUCACGGGAGCAGGAUGCAGAACCUAAGGUCUUUUCUGUCAUCAGCUACGAAGGUUGCCGUGAAGAGGAGGUGGUAGCUGAUGAAACACUGUGCUCCGUUUCAGUUAGAGAUACUGUUUCUAAUGUCUACCUGGCAGGGCGUAUGGGCCAGUGCUGGGAGAAGAAUGAGCUCAGUGGCAUAGAGAGGGAUGAAGAGGUCCUUGAAGACUCUAGACUUGGUUCAGGAGAAGAUGAGGAGAUCGACACAGAGGAUGAGGCUUCCACUGAGGGUCCAAAGACCAUUGGACAAGUUUUUGGGACAUUUGAAAUAAAAAACGGUUCACCGGGUCCAGACUCUGCUCUUGAGGAGCUUUUUUCCGAUGUAGACACCUCCUACUAUGAUCUGGACACCAUGCUGACUGGCAUGCAGAGUGCACCCAAGAUGGGCCCUUAUGACCUCCUUGACAGCUUGGGACCUUCACAUGGUUCCCCUUCCAUAGUGUCAACACCGAACUGUCGUUCUGAUCUCAAUGAACUGGAUCACAUCAUGGAAAUCAUUGUGGGUUCUUAGGUUAGACCUUAUUCAGAGACUUACACGCUUGUCUUAAUGUUAAUGGCUUUUCUGUUCCUUAUGGAAUGCAAGUAAAGUCUGGAGUCCUUUCAGGGAAAAGAGUUGAUGUCUUGUGAAGGAUGGCCUUGAUUUUAUGAGCUGACCAUAGUCAUAUUAUUUGCAUACCCUUUGUAUGUUUUAAUAAUUUUUUUCUGUAUUUGUCUGUCCAGACAUGGUGUUUUUUUUUAUUUAUUUGUUAUACUCAUGACACUACAGAGAGCAGAACAAGAUGUAUACAAACAUUGUAAAGCUUGGGAUAUUUUCAUAAGACGACAAAAGAUUGUCUAAAAUGUGUACAUAAAUAUAUAUUUUUUACAAUAGAUUCUUCUUGUAAUAUGUUACUGUACAUUAUGUACAUGUUCUGCAGAUUGAUUUUAAACGAAGAGAUUAGAUUCUUAUGUGCAACAACUCAACUUUUCUGUUUAUCAAAAUCCAUAAACUGAAGGAACUUAAUUCAAUACAACAGUAUGCAAAAAAGCACCAAAUAUACAUACAAUGAUGCAUGUUUUACAUUUAUGUGCUUGUUUGCACAAAGUAUUUUUUUUCUUCUCAAGGUUUGUUUGCAGUUGGCUGUCAAUCAGCUCAGCCGUAGGUUUUGUUUGUUGUUAGACAUCAACGUUCUUAUAUUUUGUCUAAUCAACAAAUUAAGUAUAAUGGGGCCAACCCAUUCUAUAUUGUGACUUAAUUUAUUUAAUUUAUUUACUGCAAAUGGUGAGUAUUGGCUGUGGUCAAACUCAGGGUGGCUUUUUAACUCUAGGGGACUGAUUGACCAAAGCCUUUUGCUCAUAGUAAAUCGGUCACAGAAUUAGUGCUUUGUAAGUUGAUUUGCACCAAUCAUUGGUUUAAGUAUUGAUUUUAAGCAAGUUGACUGUUUUAAUAUGGGUGAAUGGCUUAAGUAUGUCUGUCUAUUAGUCCUCUAGACCCCUCAUAAUGAGAAGACAUUUGUCUAGUUCUAUGCAUUGAGUGUCAUAACACUUUAUGUAUGAAGUGUUUAAAAUGCAUUUAGUACAGUAUUCUUUUUUUAUACUUCAGAAUCAGUCAACAAGAGAUGGUUUUAUUUUACCCAACAUUUUCCCGUUGUUACAUAUAUUAUUUGGUUUUGCCUAAAGUAAAGUUUUGCAUAAACUAUGUUUGUGCAAAUUAUAGGUUAUUACAUUUUGAUAAUUGUGUUCUUCUACAUUGUGUCUCACUUAAAUUCUAAGAGGAUUUUUUUUAUUGUAUGAUCUUAAACUAGUAUAGAGUAUACACAUUUUAUAUGAGCAUUGUAGCUUUUUUAACGUUUUUUAAUAAAAGGUACAUCUUAUGAAAACAA